UGCGGCAGACCGCGCACGGCGCGGGCGCGCGAUCCGCGAUGUACGCCGCUCUGACCUGGAGCGAUUCGCGAUCAGCCAUUACUAGUUCAACCUAGGAAAUGCGCUCCGAAGUUCAAAACGCGCGAUCCAACAAGCAGAAAACGCCGCGAGUGUUCAUUUAGUUCUACAUUUACAGCAUUUCCAUAUUUAAAAUAUUCUUUUACAAUGUUCUUGUGUUGGUAUUGAGUGUAAAGUUUAUUCAGUUCAAGUUCACGACAAGUAUGACUCGUGUCAAGUCAUGCCGUUAAUUCAAUUGGUUUCAUUUAAAAAGCUUACAGAAAUAGUGAUAUAAGUGAAUACAUAGUAUGCGACUCCAGUAUAUAGCAUAAAACCAAAGUGAGUUUAGUGUACAGUGUGAGUGCAACAAAUCGUACAAAAUGAUGCAAGGAUUGCUGGAGUCACUGUACAAGAUCUACACAGAUUGGCGCGCUCCAAUGUCAGAUGAAGCGGAGGCGGGGCGGGGACGGCGCGUGCCGGCGCCGCCGCCGCGACACGCAGCCGCGCGACCACCGGAACCGCGUCCGCGCACCCUUGUCCCCGUGCCCCACUCUGGCCCUGUUGUCCCCGUGCCCCACUCUGGCCCCGUUGUCCUCGUGCCCCACUCUGGCCCCGUUGUUCCCGACCCGACUCGCAACCAACCGCCCCGACUUAUCCGACCAUCGGAACAUCUCGCCAUUGUCGAGCGGUCCAUGGAACGGCGGCCGCCGCCUCUCGUGCCGUCUGUAACGGUGGUGCAAGGUCCUCGACCGUCUCUGCCACCACCGGCUUUGGUUCACAGGCCCGUAGCGCCCCCACCGCUCAGGAUGCCGGCUCCUGCUCUUCAUCCCUUGAUGAGGUUGCCGCAGCCGAGAAGAGAUGUUCAGUUUAACAUGGUCUUAGACAGUGUUGUCACUUUCGCUGAAACAGCGGCAGGCGUAGCCAGGCCCUCGGGCUCCGCUGAUUUACCGCGCAGUGACUGGUUCAUUAUUCCGCAUUAUCACCUGUACGCGUGCGCACCCUACUGA
Molecule: messenger RNA, 1043 nt
Organism: Achroia grisella
Lineage: Eukaryota; Metazoa; Arthropoda; Insecta; Lepidoptera; Pyralidae
Exons: 4
Coding region: 417-1043 (208 amino acids)
Source: RefSeq, a predicted model, not a curated record